This is a messenger RNA of Etheostoma cragini (Arkansas darter), 1887 nucleotides long. Its product is annotated as macrophage mannose receptor 1-like. The transcript is spliced from 8 exons. Gene Ontology annotation, molecular function: lipid binding. Bases 1 to 1791 code for a protein of 596 amino acids. NCBI's taxonomy places the organism in Eukaryota, Metazoa, Chordata, Actinopteri, Perciformes, Percidae. The record is from RefSeq and is a predicted model, not a curated record.
AUGCAUGUAUUUCUGUCUCUGAUGCUGCUGGUUGAGUCGGUGUUUUCCCUGCCGCCCGUCUCCGCACAGGAAGUGAUGUCAGAUUACUGUGGGUGGGCAGGUAACCGCGACAACGGCCCUGCUGCUGACGAUGACAUAUCUGCACGCCUCUCUUCUCCGAGUCGGGUCGUAGGUCUCCGUGUGUCCGGGGUUUGUUACUCUGGAGCGGCUGUGACCAUCCUGAACCCUCCGCUGUCUGACUCACAGCAUCAUCAGCAUCAUCAGAAACACAUCAGCCCUCCUCUUCCUCCUCCCUCCAUCACCAUCACCAUCAUCAGCAUGCCGUCAGAUAGUGAAUCUGUGGAUGAUGUAACAGAGGGAUUCCUGUCCGGGUCUCAGGGGGUGGUGUACCACGGUGACGUCAGACCUGCUGCACCAGCAGCGGGCGUAGAGCCGGUGUUCACAGAGAGCACCCGGAUGGUUUACUUUGGCGUCUCCCAGGACCUGUUUCGGAGCGCCGCCCGGGCCCUGUACCACCACGGGCCUUUACAGCUGGACGUCCCACAGAUUGGUACUACAGUAAAUUUCUUUCUACGCAUGGUGGGACUACCUAAGGGUCCCUGUGAAGUAGAGCUGGAUGAGGUGCCAGACGUCACCAUCAGUCAGGGUGGAGUUCUCAUCGAUGUGAAGGCCACUGCCCCAGAUGCUUGUGUAGCUAUCAGCUCCAUCGCUGCAGUUUCUUCUCUGUUAUCAGGUCAGUGGUCCUCCACUGGGGGUCAGCUGUGUGACUACCGCUUCAUUAAAGAGAAGAAGACCUGGAAAGAAGCCCAGGAGUACUGCAGAACCAACCACACUGACCUGGCCACCGUGUCUAACCAGGAAGACCUGAAGAGACUCAAGGACCAUCCACAGUACCAAUCCGGAGCCUGGAUCGGGCUGCAGAGAGACUGGCGCUGGUCUCAGUCCGGGGUGGAGUUCAGAGACAGUAACUGGUAUCCAGGACAGCCGGAUAAUCAACUCAAUAAGGAGAACUGUGUGGUGAUUGGUGGCGAAUGGAAUGACAAAUGGAAUGACAUCUCUUGUGAUGAAUCCUUUAAAUUUAUCUGCUAUGACGGAAACAACCAGACAUCAGGCAACAGAUUUUAUGUUAUUGAUGAUAGCAUGAGCUGGUCUAAUGCUCUGAACUACUGCAGAACACAUCACACAGACCUGAUAAGUGGAGUCCAGCAGCUGGAGGACUUCAGGAAACACCCCCAGAAUAAUGAAAGAAUAUUCUGGAUCGGCCUGGUCAUGGACUGGAGCUGGUCUGAUGGGAGCAGGUUCUCUUUCACACACUGGGAUAAAAAUAAACAAGACCCUGAGAAGACCUGUGCUAUGACUACGUCAGGUGGAUUCUGGUCUGAUGACUGUGAUAAACCCAGAACCUUCUUCUGCUACAACGAUUCUGUGAUCCUGAUCAAGGAGAACCUGACCUGGGUUGAGGCGUUAUUCUACUGCAGAGAUCACCAUGGCGACCUGGUCUCCAUCACCAACCUGGACCAGCAGCUCCGGGUCCAGGAGAGAGCCAAGAUGGCCGCCACUCCCUACGUGUGGCUGGGACUGCGCUACACCUGCACCCUGGACUUCUGGUUCUGGGUCAGUGACGAGACGGUCCACUACACCAACUGGGACCUCAGCAAGACUACGGGGGACGACUGCAGCAUGUCUGGAGCCAUGGACAGAGGGGGGGGGCACCAGUGGGUCAAAAAGAUCAACGACAAAAACCAGUUCAACUUCAUCUGUUCCAAGAAGUCACCACCACAAUGUAACUAAGUACUUUUACUCAAGUACACACGUAGUAAUGUUGGGGGGACGGAGUACUUAUACCUCAAAGGUCCAACUAUGGGGAAAAGUCCUAAUAUUUAAGAA